GGGGUGCUAUUUUGGGCAGUGUGUCUGCACUUGGCUCGAGUGACAAGGGCCAGAGCCCUGCUCCACUGACCUCUUCCCUGGAGGAGCAGAGCAGAGCAGCACUCAGGUCACCCUGAGGAGGGCUGAGAGGCGGGCUCUGGCCGGGGACACAGGGACCGCAGAGCCCUACCAGGGGCUGCAGCCAGAGCCCGAGACGGUCAUGGAGGAAGCUGUCGAGGGGCUGCUGUGACUGAGCGGCCUCAAGGCAGGCAACUGGGAGCAUAAGGCCCUUCAGCAGACAUCUGAAAAUCUCAAAGACAAUAUGACUCAGUCAGACAGGAAGAGGCGGUCCACCCGCGUGUCCAAGAUGUUCUCGAAACCUACAGCAAAGGUGCAAGUCAUAUGGCAGAGCAAGUUAGUUCGAGAGUUCCUGGCGGAGUUCAUCAGCACGUUUGUCAUGAUGGUGUUUGGCCUCGGCUCCGUGGCCCACAUGGUGCUAGGAGGUAAAAUGGGGAGCUACCUCGGUGUCAAUUUGGGCUUUGGCUUCGGAGUCACCAUGGGAGUGUACAUGGCGGGGAACAUCUCUGGGGCCCACAUGAACGCGGCCUUGACCUUCACCAGCUGUGCGCUAGGCCGCAUGUCCUGGAGGAGGUUUCCCGUGUACGUUCUGGGUCAGUUCCUCGGCUCCUUCAUGGCGGCGGCCACCAUCUACGGCCUCUUCUACACCGCUAUUAUCGACUUCUCGGGGGGAAAGCUGACGGUGACUGGCCCCACAGCCACUGCUAACAUUUUUGCCACCUACCUUCCUGACCACAUGACAUUGUGGAGGGGCUUCCUGGAUGAGGUGGUGGUGACUGGGAUGCUUCAGCUGUGUCUCUUAGCCAUCACAGAGAAGGGGAACAACCCAACGCUAGCGGGGACGGAGGCCAUUGUGAUCGGCAUCCUCGUUGUCAUCAUCGGAGUAUCCCUGGGCAUGAACUCGGGAUAUGCCAUCAACCCAUCCCGGGACCUGCCUCCCCGCUUCUUCACCUUCCUCGCUGGCUGGGGCUCACAGGUCUUCAGCGCCAGGGACUGGUGGUGGGUGCCGGUGGUGGCACCACCCCUGGGUGCCUACUGCGCGGCCAUGAUGUACGCGAUCUUCAUCGGUUUCAACAAACGACAGGAGCCCCAGGUCCUGGAGAAUCCCAAGAUGUCUGAAGACCGCAGAAUAUCUGUGUUGCCCAAGACCGUGUCUCACCAGUACGGAGUCUCUUCCCUCACGCCUGUCUCUGUGUACCCCGAAGACAGACCCUCAGUCUUGCACCACCCUUAAGUGACUCCAUCUGCCUAGAGCCCCUCUAAGACUAUUUGUGAGCCUACAUCCACCCCAAUAAAGAAAGCCUUGUCCCACAGUGGCAACCCCGCUUCUUGGGGGCCUCCUGUGGUGGGGCUUACCUCCUGGAUUCUCCCAGGAGCUCCCGGAUUAUGCUGUAGCCCAAGGCUGAGCACAGAGCUGAGUGGCCUCUGACUCCUGCCGGCCCUGGGAGCUGAGUGGCCCCCAGGGGAGCAAGUGGAAGGGCCGAUCAGUGGCCUCAGUAAAGACAGGACCAAAUUAGACGACCCUGGACACAGAAGGGUGGGCUGCCAGGCACAGGGCAGGGAGGGGAUGGCAUGGGGGAGGGAUUCCACCUGGCAGGUGGGGGUCAGCCCUGGAUGAACCGUGAGCUGCCCUGGGAGAAGACUCUGGACUCUCCUUCAGUCCUGGCCAGUCCUUGGACCAGGCAGGCCAAAGUCCCAGUGUGUGGAUCAGAGUUUCUCAACAUUUUCUCCCCUUAUUCUCCCCUCCUUAGGAGCCUUCUAGGAUUUUUUUUCCCCUUAAUCACAUGAUAUUUUAAUACCACAGAUAUACUGUAUAUCUGUUUGUGUACUGUACAUAUAUCUUUGCUUUAUACAAAAAAAGUAAGGUUUUUAAAAAUCUCUCCCUUUCAAGGAUCCAAUUUUUUCACCCAUGGGAGCAUAAUCACCCCACCCUUGAAAAUGCCUGAAGCAGACAGAGAGGAGGUAAGAGACAGGCUCUGCCUUCUUCGUGGGGGCAGAGCUCUCCCACCGUGGAGAAUCCCAGAGCUGGAAAGGAAGAAGCAGAGAGGAAAAUCCUGUCAAAAGGCAGGGGACAGGAAAUGGUCUCAUGAGGUUCCGGGGAACAGGUCCACCGAUCCCAGGCCAGGAGGAUCAUCCUGCUUCUGGGACUCAGAAGGCAGCAUCACCCGUGGCUUCUGUCCCUGCUUCUGCUUUUAGCUUUUCAGCAGCCACUGGGCACCUCCUGGGUACAGGCUCUGCAGGUGAGGUUGGGUCUCUGUCUUCAAGGAGCACAGCCCCUACUAGGGACAGGUGAUCACAAGAAAAGAGCGGAGGGGUGAAGAAGGGGCUGCGUGCAGGGCUCAGAGGGGGCUCACAGCUCAGUCGUGAGCUGAGGCCACAGAUGGCUUCCUAGAGGACGAGACAGAGCAAAGGUGGGGGGUGGUCCUUUCUGGGGCUGGAUGCCCAAUUUCAGGGUUUGAGGAGAGAGGGCGAGGGAGGUGGGUAGAGGACGCUGGUUUUCCUUCUGGAGCUGGGGACUUGGUGAGAUGAGGUUUAGAAAGCCCACCUGAGUUGCAGUUUGCAGGAUGCUGGAAAAGGGGGAGACUGGGGCCUGUAAGGAAGUGUGGGGCUGCUCCAGGAGGGGCGGCGGGGCAGCUCCCAGGUCAGCACUGGAGGGUGGAGAGAAGAGAAAGGAUUCUCCUGUCACCAAGGAGGUAAAAGCCUCAGGCUAGACUCAGACUGGAGGGAGGAGUGGGUGAGGACGGGCCAGGGGCCAGGGCUGUGCCUUCUAGUUUCUGGCUUGGGCCCGGGGUGUUGGAGGUGUCCCCACUGAACAUGGAGAAUGGGAAAGGCAUUUGUUUGAGGAGGAAGAUGAUAAUUUGUACUGGAGACACAUCGACUUUGAGUUGCCCAUGGGACUUGGGCAAUAGGUGUGUAGUCCUGGGCAAGUUAUUCUGCCGUGCUGGGCCUUGGUUUUCUCAUUUGUAAAGUUGGUCUAAUGCUAUCAAAAUACCUACCAUUUGUGUUGAUGUGAAUAAUAGAUGAAACAAAACAUGUACAGUGCUGAGGAUGGUGCCUGGCAUAGAGUCAGUGCUCAAUAAAUGAUUAUGCAUUUCGUGUGGUCUAGAGCUCA
Molecule: messenger RNA, 3169 nt
Organism: Cervus elaphus (red deer)
Lineage: Eukaryota; Metazoa; Chordata; Mammalia; Artiodactyla; Cervidae
Gene: AQP7
Product: aquaporin 7
Exons: 8
Coding region: 302-1291 (329 amino acids)
Biological process (GO): water transport; glycerol transmembrane transport
Cellular component (GO): basolateral plasma membrane; plasma membrane
Molecular function (GO): water channel activity; glycerol channel activity; urea transmembrane transporter activity
Source: RefSeq, a predicted model, not a curated record